UGAGUGGAGGGCGUAGAUUCGUGUGCAGUUUCAGGUACACGGUGCAGAGCGUUAGGCGAUCGAAAAAAGAAGAGUUUAUUGGUCAAAUUGAAAGUGUGCUGAGCACGACGGACGACGGAGAUGGCUCAGGAGAAGAUUACCCUGGCCGAUGCGCUUUCCAACGUGGAAGUGCUGGACGAGCUGCCUCUGCCGGACGAGCAGCCCUGUAUCGAAGCGCAGCCUUGCUCGGUGGUCUACCAGGCUAAUUUCGAUACCAACUUCGAAGACCGGAAUGGGUUCGUGACGGGAAUUGCCAAGUACAUUGAGGAAGCGACAACCCAUGCGAAUUUGAAUCAAUUGCUGGACGAAGGUCAGAAGCAUGCGGUUAUGCUGUACACCUGGCGGUGUUGCUCCCGAGCGAUUCCGCAGCCCAAGUCCAACGAGCAACCGAACCGCGUGGAAAUCUACGAGAAAACCGUCGAAGUUCUAGCACCGGAGGUGAACAAGCUGCUGAACUUCAUGUACUUCCAGCGCAAAGCAAUCGAAGCGUUUUCCGGCGAGGUCAAGCGAUUGUGCCACGCCGAAAAGCGCAAGGAUUUUGUCUCCGAGGCGUACCUUCUGACGUUGGGCAAAUUCAUCAACAUGUUUGCCGUGCUGGACGAGCUGAAGAACAUGAAAUCGAGCGUCAAGAACGACUACAGCACCUACAGGCGAGCGGCUCAAUUUCUGAAGGUGAUGAGCGAUUCCCACACCCUACAGGAGUCGCAGAAUUUGUCCAUGUUUCUGGCGACGCAGAACAAGAUCCGAGACACGGUUAAGGACACGCUGGAGAAGAUCACCGGCUAUGAAGACUUGCUCUCCGAUGUGGUCAACAUCUGUGUGCACAUGUACGAGUCGAAGAUGUACAUGACGCCGGAGGAGAAGCACAUGCUCGUCAAAGUGAUGGGCUUUGGGUUGUUCUUGAUGGAUUCGGAAAUUUGCAACAUCAACAAGCUGGAUCAGAAGAAAAAGCUCCGGCUGGAUCGGAUUGAUAGGAUUUUCAAGAACCUGGAGGUGGUGCCCCUGUUCGGCGAUAUGCAAAUUGCACCGUUCAACUACAUCAAGCGGAGCAAGCACUUCGAUCCGAGCAAGUGGCCACUGUCCAGCUCGCAGGCUAUCAGUCCGCAGGCAGACUUGAUGGUGCAUUUGCCCACGAUCCGGGAGGACCACGUGAAGUACAUAUCGGAGCUGUCGCGCUACAGCAACGAGGUGACGACGACCUACAAGGACAACGCAACCGACGCGGAAAACAAAGCCACCGCAGACCUUGCCCUGCGAGGUCUACAGCUGCUCUCCGAGUGGACAUCGGUCGUUACCGAGCUGUACUCGUGGAAGCUAUUGCAUCCAACCGAUCAUCACCAGAACAAGGAAUGCCCGGUGGAGGCCGAGGAGUACGAACGGGCCACCCGGUACAAUUACACCGACGACGAAAAGUUCGCCCUGAUCGAGGUGAUUGCCAUGAUCAAGGGCCUACAGGUGUUGAUGGCCCGGAUUGAGACCGUUCUGUGUGAAGCGAUUCGUCGCAGCAUCUACUCCGAGCUGCAGGACUUUGUCCAGUUGAUGUUACGCGAGCCGCUGCGGAAGGCGGUUAAGAACAAGAAGGACCUAAUCCGGUCGAUCGUCAUGUCUGUUCGGGAGACGUGUGCCGAUUGGCAGAAGGGAACCGAACCGGCUCACGAUCCGGCCCUGAAAGGCAAGAAGGAUCCGGACGGGGGCUUCCAGAUCAGUGUUCCCCGCUUGAACGUGGGACCGUCGUCCACUCAGCUGUACAUGGUGCGGACCAUGCUGGAGUCUUUGAUUGCCGACAAGUCGGGUGGGAAGAGAACGCUGCGGAAGGACAUCGACGGAGCUUGCCUGGUACAGAUUGAUGCUUUCCACAAGCUAUCGUUCUACUGGACGUUUCUGUUGAGCUUCAGCGAGACUCUGCAAAAAUGCUGCGAUCUUUCGCAGCUGUGGUACCGCGAGUUCUAUCUCGAAAUGACCAUGGGACGGAAAGUUAAUAAAUGUCUCGUUCGGCAUCAGCACAACGAGGAAUGCAACGACCUGAUCACGAUGGAAAAGCGUAUUCAGUUCCCGAUCGAGAUGUCGAUGCCGUGGAUCCUCACCGAUCACAUCCUCCGGACGAAGGAGCCCUCCAUGAUGGAGUACGUGCUCUAUCCGCUCGAUUUGUACAACGAUUCCGCUCUGUACGCUUUGACCAUCUUCCGGAAGCAGUUCCUGUACGACGAAGUAGAAGCCGAAGUCAACCUGUGCUUCGAUCAGUUCGUCUACAAGCUGAGCGAGCAGGUGUUCGCCCACUACAAACAGCUGGCCGGCAGUAUCUAUCUGGACAAGCGCUUCCGCGUCGAGUGCGAAGUGCUGGGAUUCAACUUCCAAUCGCACCCGAAGAACAAUCGGUACGAAACGCUUCUGAAGCAACGGCACGUCCAGCUGCUGGGCCGUUCGAUCGAUCUGAACAAACUCAUCACCCAGCGUAUCAAUGCGGACAUGCAGAAGAGCUUGGAGCUUGCGAUCUGCCGGUUCGAAGCGAGUGACAUCACCGGAGUCGUCGAGAUGGAAGCCCUGCUAGCGGUCAACAAGCUCUGCCACAAAUUGCUGUCGCGAUUCCUGGCCCUGGACGACUUUGACGCCAUGUUGAAGGAAGCCAACCACAACGUUCUUGCCCCGUACGGAAGAAUCACUUUGCACGUCUUCGUCGAACUGAACUACGACUUCCUCUCGAACUACUGCUACAACGCCGCUUCGAACCGAUUCGUUCGCAAUAAGCUGCAGAUUCCCUUCUCGGGAGCGAUCACACGCGAGAAGGCACCGGUUAUGUCCCACUACUAUCUGUGGGGCUCAAAGCCUCUGAACGCGGCCUUCUCCACCCAGUAUGGCCAGUACACGGGAUUCGUUGGAUCUUCCCAUUUCCACGCCAUGUGCCGUCUGUUGGGCUACCAAGGGAUCGCAGUCGUGAUGGAAAUCAUUCUAAAAGACAUCGUAAAACCGCUCAUCCAAGGCAAUCUGCUCCAGUUUACCAAAACUCUCAUGUCCGCUAUGCCAAAGUCGUGUAAACUGCCCCGCUGCGACUACGGAUCACCGGGUGUGCUGAGCUACUAUCAGGCCCAUCUGGUCGAUAUCGUCCAGUAUCCGGAUGCGAAGACGGAACUGUUCCAGCUGUUCCGGGAGCUCGGCAAUUCGCUACUGUUCUGUCUGCUGAUCGAGCAGGCUCUGUCGCAGGAGGAAGUGUGCGAUCUGCUGCAUGCGGCACCAUUCCAGAACAUCUUGCCCAGACCGUACUGCAAGGAGGGCGAAAAGCCGGAAACCAAGCAGAAGCGACUGGAAUCCAAAUACGGAUCGCUGCAGAUUGUGCCGAAUAUUGAGAAGCUCGGAACGGCUAAGCAAGCAAUGAUCGCCCGCGAGGGGGACCUGCUGACCCGUGAGCGGCUCUGCUGCGGCCUGAGUAUCUUCGAAGUCAUUCUCGGUCGCGUCAAAUCAUUCCUGGACGAUCCGGUGUGGGCUGGUCCGCCACCGGUCAACGGGGUCAUGCACAUCGACGAGUGCUCCGAGUUCCAUCGGCUGUGGUCGGCGCUCCAGUUUGUCUACUGCAUUCCAGUUGCCGGAACCGAGUACACCGUGGAAGAACUGUUCGGCGAGGGGCUCCACUGGGCCGGUUGUGCAAUCAUCGUUCUCCUGAAUCAGCAGAGAAAGUUCGAAGCGCUCGACUUUUGCUACCACAUCCUGCGCGUUCAGCGCGUCGAUGGAAAGGAUGAUACCGUGAAGGGAAUCAACCUAAAACGCAUGGUCGAUCGGAUCCGGCGCUUCCAGGUGCUAAAUUCGCAAAUCUUUGCGAUACUGAAUAAAUAUAUGAAGAGCAACGAUCUGGAGGGUUCGAAUGUGGAGCACGUGCGAUGCUUCCCGCCGCCGCCGCAUCCGACGGUCGUGCCGUCGCACUAUCACGAUCCGAACAAGCUGCGGGCGCAGUAAAUUUGGUAGUUUCUUUUCAACAAGUAAAAGACAUGGCACUGGUUGUAGUUGGUAACUAUCCCAGUACGGUACAUCCUUCUGCUUUCUUCUUCUUCUUCUUCUAAGUAGCCGCGAGCAUUUCCUCUCGAUUUUAGUCACUAUAAGCUCCUAUCAUGAUGGUCACACUAUUAUCGACAUACCCAUAUGAGAGUAGGUAAAAUGCGGAAAGUUUCGGCAUUUCGUUUCGACGGAAAUUUUUUGCGUUUAUUAUGUUUUAGUUUUAUUUUAUACAAAUAUUUAUUUUCAUAUUGCAGUUCUCCAUUAGUGUAUUCAUCAAUCGAUUGCGUAUUAGUCGAGUAUGUAGAUGUAUCGUUCGAAUACAGUUUUGCUUUAAUGCUAUUGCAAAAAAUAUUA
Ochlerotatus camptorhynchus is the source of this 4377-nucleotide messenger RNA. It is a transcript of the gene Sra-1, whose product is annotated as Cytoplasmic FMR1-interacting protein Sra-1. The record is from RefSeq and is a predicted model, not a curated record. Bases 121 to 3984 code for a protein of 1287 amino acids. Gene Ontology annotation, molecular function: RNA 7-methylguanosine cap binding; small GTPase binding. Gene Ontology annotation, cellular component: neuron projection; synapse; SCAR complex. The transcript is spliced from 8 exons. Gene Ontology annotation, biological process: axon guidance; cell morphogenesis; cell projection assembly. NCBI's taxonomy places the organism in Eukaryota, Metazoa, Arthropoda, Insecta, Diptera, Culicidae.